GCUGGGAUGUCUGCAGAACAAGCACAGGAGCUUCUAGGAAAGAUCUCAACACCAACAGUGAAGAACCUGCUCAGGGAAACCACGGAGAAAGCCUGCAAAUAUGGGGAGCCUUGGAGGGGGCCAUGUUGCUCAGACAGUUGUGGGGGCGACUGGAGAAGCCGAUUUUCUUUUUGUGCUGUGCCUCCUUAAUCGUGGGGCUGGUUUUGCUGGGUAUACGGCCGGACAUUGCUGCUGUUGCUUAUUUAUUUCUCACCUUGGGUGGCUUUUUCUUGUUUACCUGCAUCCUUGCCUGUUUUCUGGAACAUGGGCUCCAAUCAAGGCAGAUAGAGAACCCAGGAGCCUCGGACAAUGCACGGGACAACGAAGCUUUUGAGGUGCCAAGUUAUGCAGAGGUUGCGGUGCUGGAAUCACAGUGCUGCCCCCAAGAGUCGGAGGAACCACCAUCCUACAGCAGUGUUAUCCCUCCAAGACUUGAGGAGGGAGAGCCUAGCCAUCCAGAGGAGCCCAGGAGAGCCAGACUGGAGAAACGAGUGUGCUCAGAGGGGUCCCUAAACCAGAAAGAAAGCCAUGGAAGGGCUCCAAUCAGCCUUAGGCUUCGGGGACUACGGGUCAUGUCCACUGUUCCUGAUCUGCAGAGUUUGAGGGUGCCCCCCAAACUCGAGCCUCUUACUCCACCCCCCACCUACGAUGUCAGCUUUGCUAACCCUGAUGAUGACAGUGUUUUCUAUGAAAACAACUGGACACCCUCCUAAACUACACUCCCAAGUUAUAUCAUCUCUGCACAUCAGACCCAUUCAUUCAUUUGACCAACAUUUCCCAAUGACUAUUAUGUGUUAGGAGCUAUGUUUCUGCCUGGAUAUCACAAACGGCUACUUGAACCCAGAGGGGAGUCAGGCUAUGCUAUGUCCUUCCCAGUUGAGAUGUGGGUGGCACAGUUUGAGUCUUCUUGCAACAUUCAAAUAGUCACUUUACACAGAACCAAAUAUUUUCAGAGUUAGAUGAGGUGGAGAAAUGAUCCAGAGACUGGAAAAGGAAGAAAAGAAAUAAAUUUGAGUGACGACUCUGUUGCUUCUGUUCCAGGUGCUUUGCUUCUAUUAAAUUGCUUAGGCUUUCCAA
Messenger RNA from Choloepus didactylus (southern two-toed sloth), 1116 nucleotides. RefSeq names its product transmembrane protein 139 (gene TMEM139). Bases 123 to 752 code for a protein of 209 amino acids. The record is from RefSeq and is a predicted model, not a curated record. The transcript is spliced from 3 exons. Lineage: Eukaryota; Metazoa; Chordata; Mammalia; Pilosa; Megalonychidae.